This is a messenger RNA of Marmota monax (woodchuck), 2539 nucleotides long. RefSeq names its product hydroxyacylglutathione hydrolase (gene Hagh). Gene Ontology annotation, molecular function: hydroxyacylglutathione hydrolase activity. Gene Ontology annotation, biological process: glutathione metabolic process. Gene Ontology annotation, cellular component: mitochondrion. Bases 58 to 1059 code for a protein of 333 amino acids. Lineage: Eukaryota; Metazoa; Chordata; Mammalia; Rodentia; Sciuridae. The record is from RefSeq and is a predicted model, not a curated record. The transcript has 10 exons.
UGCAAUUGCCGACGCCGGCGUUGCGGUCCGGUGCGGGGCAGUGCAGCCCUGCAGGUCAUGGUGCUCGGCCGCAGGCUGUUCGGCUGCCGGAGCCUCGCCGCGCUGGGAGUCGCCUGCGCGCGCCGCGGCCUUGGCCCAGCCCUGCUGGGAACCCUCCUGUAUUACACAGAUUUAAGGAAGAGUUUGACUGUGGAACAGAGCGCCAUGAAGGUUGAGCUACUGCCUGCCCUGACCGACAACUACAUGUACCUGAUCAUUGACAAGGACACCCGGGAGGCUGCCAUUGUGGACCCUGUGCAGCCCCAGAAGGUUGUAGAAACCGUGAGAAAGUAUGGUGUGAAGCUGACCACGGUGCUCACCACACACCACCACUGGGACCACGCUGGCGGGAACGAGAAGCUGGUCAAGCUGGAGCCGGGGCUGAAGGUGUAUGGGGGUGACGACCGUAUCGGGGCCCUGACUCACAAAGUCACGCACCUGUUCACUCUGCAGGUGGGGAGUCUCCAUGUUAAAUGCCUAUCGACCCCCUGCCACACUUCAGGACACAUCUGUUACUUGGUGAGCAAGCCUGGUGGUCCGGAUCCCCCUGCUGUGUUCACAGGUGAUACCCUGUUUGUGGCCGGCUGUGGGAAGUUCUAUGAAGGGACUGCAGAAGAGAUGUAUAGAGCGCUGCUGGAGGUCCUGGGCCGGCUCCCUCCAGACACAAAAGUCUACUGUGGCCAUGAGUACACCAUCAGCAACCUCAAGUUCGCACGCCACGUGGAGCCCAGCAACACUGCUGUUCUGGAGAAGCUGGCCUGGGCCAAGGAGAAAUAUGCCACUGGGGAGCCCACGGUGCCAUCCACCAUCGCCGAGGAGUUCACCUACAACCCCUUUAUGAGAGUGAGGGAGAAGACGGUGCAGCAACAUGCCAGCCAGACUGACCCCGUGGCCACCAUGCGCUACAUCCGCAGGGAGAAGGACCAGUUCAAGGCCAAUGAUUACACUGGGCUCAUCCAGAGAGCCCUGAAUACUCUAUCGAGGUCAGUGGAGAGCAGUCCCCACUCCUGUCUGCAGUGAAACCUCACGUGGCCACAGGCUCAGGGAUCAGGACAUGGACGUCACUGGUGGGGAACAAGAUCUACCCUCCUGCUGUGUUUACGAAAAGCACACUCUGGUACUGCAGCCAAUGGCAGGUGACUGAACUGAAUGAGGCUGGGACCACACCCUGCCCCUGGCGAAGCCCGGGCCUUGCCUGCCAGGAGCACAGGGGAGACAGGCGGGCGGCCCACCUGUGGGGAGGGAAGGGCAAAGCCCCAUCACAGAGGGCCCCGCAGGCAGCAAGGCCAGAGGACAUCGAGUAGAGGCCUGGGGCAUGCCAUCAGCAAAGAUCAGCUCACACCUACCUGAGUCCAGGGCCAGGGGACUCCACAUUACAUUCAGCUACGAGAAUGGGAUCCUAACUAGACAAGUUACACUCCACGUAUGUGAAAUACGUCACAUACACUCUACUGCCACAAAUUUAAAAAGAACAAAUUUAAAAAGAUUAAUUCACUUUUUUAGGACGAGGGGCUGAACCCAGGGAUGCUCUACCACUGAGCCCCAGCCCCCCAUUUUUGUUUUGAGAUAGGGUGUCACCGAGUUCCUGGGGGUCUUGAACUUGUGAUCCCCUGCCUCAGACUCCCGAGUAGCUGAGAUUAUAGUUACGCCACUAUGCCUGACCAAAUUCAUUUCUGUAUACUAGAUAUCUAAAAUAAAAUUAAGAAAAUUCCAUUCACAAUAGCAUGAAAACUAGUAAAAUACCUAGGAACUACUUGAGCACAGCAGUUCAUAUGCUGAAAACUACAUAAACUGAAACUUAGCAGAGAGCUAUUAAAUAUCUAAGUCAGAGCUGGGUGCAGUCCCACACCUGGGAUCCUAGUGCCUGGCAGGGCUGAGGCAGGAGCAUUCCCAGUUCCAGGCCAACCUCAGCAACUUAGUGAGACCCAGUCUCUGGGGAUGUGCCUGUAGCUCAGUGGUAGAGCACUUGCCCGGCUGGCGUGCAUGCAUGAGUGAGGUCCUGGCUCUGACUCUCUGCAUCACCAAAAUAAAAAUCUAAGUGAAGGGAAGGCAGUGUGCUCAUGGGUUGGAAGGCCACUGUUGAGAGGACAGCUUGGCCACAACAAGGACAGAGCACAGACACAUGACCAGCACGUGUGGACCUCCAGGACAUGCCCCAUGGGAGGAGCUGGGCAUGAGGGAUGUCCUGCAGCUGGACUGGCCACUCCAUGUGGUCCAUGCAUCUGCUGGGGCUGCUGUUGGUGCGCUUGCCUGGGAAAAGCUCUGAGCGCAGGAUCCACACACCACAGAGCCAUGUCAGGAAAGAUGCAGGGGAGGACAGCAAUGCUCAGCAAUGUUCAAGUCACCCCAACACGCUCUAGAAGAGCGUUUCAGCCUGACAGAGAAUGAAGUUAAGGAGGGAAAAGGAUAACCGGAGAGUGUCAAAAACAACCAGCCCAGCACGGCAACCACACCUGGGACCCAGCACCUUGGAGGCUGAGGCAGAAAGCUCAAAAAUUUA